Lathyrus sativus (Indian pea) is the source of this 363-nucleotide messenger RNA. NCBI's taxonomy places the organism in Eukaryota, Viridiplantae, Streptophyta, Magnoliopsida, Fabales, Fabaceae. The record is from the annotation of a GenBank genome assembly.
AUGGCAAGAAAAAUGUGCAUUGUUAUACUCUUCCUAGUUCAAAUGCUACUUCUUCCUCAACAAAACCAUGCAGAGAUUGUUGUAUCCACUGUUGAGGUUCCAGCUCCACAACCUAGCAAAAACAAUAACACUACUCAAUUUCCCAAACAAGGUACAACUGAAGGAAGUCUUCAACCACAAGAUUGUGGACCACGUUGCAGUGAUAGAUGCUCAAACACACAAUACAAGAAACCAUGUUUGUUCUUCUGUCAAAAGUGUUGUGCUAAAUGUUUGUGUGUGCCUCCUGGAACUUAUGGAAAUAAGCAGGUUUGUCCUUGCUACAACAAUUGGAAGACCAAAAGUGGAGGACCCAAAUGCCCUUAA